Molecule: messenger RNA, 3536 nt
Organism: Pelobates fuscus (common spadefoot toad)
Lineage: Eukaryota; Metazoa; Chordata; Amphibia; Anura; Pelobatidae
Gene: STOX1
Product: storkhead box 1
Exons: 4
Coding region: 91-2997 (968 amino acids)
Biological process (GO): regulation of transcription by RNA polymerase II
Cellular component (GO): nucleus; cytoplasm
Molecular function (GO): RNA polymerase II transcription regulatory region sequence-specific DNA binding
Source: RefSeq, a predicted model, not a curated record
GUGAUACUCUGCGCUGGGAGAGAGGGGGGCUCGGUGCGGCGCUCGCUAUUCACGAUCCCAUGUACGGAGCGGACGGGCGCUAGGAGCAGGAUGUCCCGGGACAGGGUGGUCCAGCUGGCCCCCAGCUCCAUGGCCUUGGUGCUGUGCAGGCUGGCCGAGGAGAGAGGCGGCCAUGGGGACGAGGAGAGAGGCAGGCAGGUCUUCCAGGACUUCCAGGCGGCCAAUGCUCGGUGUUUCUGGAACCAGAGGCUGGUCCGGGCCGUGUCCGAGGUGUGCUUCCAGGGCUGGCUGGAGAGCUGGGUUCUGCUGGUCCAGGGGCAGAGUACCAGCCUGGAGGUGCUGAGAGAUGCCUGGGUCAGGAGAGCCCUGAGACCUCCCAGGGGAUUCCUCAUCACUGCACUGGGUGAUGUCUCCCCAGUUCAAAUGUGUCCAGCGUCCCAGUCUCAGUUCAUUCCUCUGGCAGAGGUGCUUUGCUGUGCUAUCUCCGAUAUGAAUGCCUCUCAGACAUUAGUGACUCAGGAAUCCCUACUGGAGCAUCUGAUUAAGCAUUACCAAGGUAUAGCCACUCCAUCACAAGAAAUUCUCUAUAAUACACUUGGUACGCUUAUAAAAGAGAGAAAAAUCUAUCACACUGGUGAAGGGUAUUUCAUUGUUACUCCACAGACUUAUUUUAUCACUAGGAAACAGACUCCAGACAGUAAGUGUGUGGCAGCAGAGAUUAGUUCACCCACUCCUCCACCUAUCACCUAUCUCGUGAGCAUGGAUAGUUGUGCGGAUUUAACCAAAGGAUCGCAACAACCUUCCAUAUCCCACUGCAGAUCUUGCAGCUGCUUUUCAGAAUAUUCUACACAUAACAUACUAGGACAACAGUCCAUAAAUGAAAGCAAUGACAAGGUGAUAAGGACUAUUAAGGAGUCGAGACCAUCCGUUCAAAACCAGGCUACUUCCACAUGCCAGGACCAGCACAAAUGUGGAAAGGGGAAGCCACAAAUCUUAUUAAAGGAGAAAGAAAAGUGCAACAAAAAAUUUGGUAUCAGUCUUUUCUGGAGAAAUGCUUGCAAGAAAGAAAAACCCAAAAAAGAACUUUCAACCUUUUCUGCGCAAUUUCCCCCCGAGGAAUGGCCAGUGAGAGAUGAGGACAAUUUAGAUAAUAUCCCACGUGACAUUGAACAUGAAAUCAUUAAACGCAUCAACCCUGUUCUUACCGUAGACAAUUUAAUGAAACACACAUUGAUGAUGCAAAAAGCUGAAGAGCAAAAAAAGUAUUUUAGUAAGGGAACAUCGACGGACAUAAUUAGAAAUAAACAGGGAUACAACCUUAAGGGGAGCUGCAGAAAGAAAAGCCGUCUUUCGAAGUAUCAUAGAAAACUGCAGGCCAACAAAGAGAAAAAACAGAAAGAUUCAUGUGUGCCAAGGAUUGCUGAACUAGUAAAGAAAGACGAAACGAAUACUACAGACAAAGUAAUGGUUUCUGAUGGCUUGUAUCCAGUUUGUGGGGAUGUUAUUCAGCAUGAUCUUGUAUACAAAAAACAAAUCCGCAACCCUUUUGAAGGUAUUUCAUACAGAGGUAAUUCAAGUACCAACGGGCACAAAGCUCUAAAAGAAAUGAAAAGGGAUAAUUCUGGAAAGCAUAGAAGGAACAGAGCAAGGUCAUUGGACUGUGGUGAAAAAAAGGCUGAUAUUGGAACUAGAUAUUCAAAUGGUGAAAGACAAGUAGAUUUAUAUGAUACAGGCGAGUCAAUACAUGAACAGAUCCUACCUCUUGUUCCUGAUAAAGAUGACUUGAGAGGAUACCCAGCCAACUAUCCCCAAUCUAGUACUCUGAGAAUUGAUGAUAAAUUUAAACAGAUCAAGGGUAGCAACUCCGUGCUUGGCCUCCAUACUGAGGAAGGAAAUAAUGUUUUUGGCAACCUUCAAGAUAAGGCAUUAAGUCAAAGAGAAGCUAUUUUAGAGCAUGGGAGGGUUAUAGUACAUUCUAAAGGAAUUUGUGGGAAUCAGACCACAUCAACCGGUGGGUUAUUACAGCAAACCGCAACAAAUUCUGGUAAAGGUGCAACCAGUAGACCCUGCACAGGAGUAUCUGGCAAAAUAGAGUCCAACAAGUUAUGGAAUCAUACCAGUGGCUUGAAAGACCAUAUGCAAUAUGUUGGGUUUACAAGAUCUCCAACCACAGAACUGUCUGAUGAUAAGACAUUGUUUCAGAGAGCAGCACAAGGCAGUGAAGCAUGUAGCUCCUUUUACUUUGAAGAGGACACUGAUGAAAAUAUUAAGGUAUGUCAAGUUCUAGAAAAACAGGUUAACAAUGAUAUACUAAACUGGAAUGAUCUACAGGAAGACCAUAGUGCAUCUGAAACAUCUCCGAGGCACUGGAGUCCUAAAAUAUCCUAUACAUCUCAAAUAGCGUCUUCACUGAAUGAUCACAGGGAAAAUUAUAGUUCUUCAGUAUUUUCUUCAGAUGACUCACAAGGUAACAAUAAUCCUCCUUUGCAUAUGAAUGACUGUUCUGAUGAGCAACUAUUGCAGCAGGUCCAUAGCCAAUGCCAUUUAGAUGUAGAAGGUGAUACAGAAAAACUUUUACACUCCCCUGAAGUUGUCGAUGGCAGCAUAUUUGAUUAUUGUAAUUCAAGUGAUGGCAACUCCAUGGCUGAGACUGUACAGACAUCUGUUAAUGGAAACAGCGAGAAGCAUGUCUCCUCAGGGCAGCAGUCGGAGGAAAUAAGGAAGUGUUUUGAACACAAGGUGAACUUAUUUAAUUCAACGGGGAGCCAACUGGAAACCAGUCAACAGGAAAGGAAUGAAAAUCAAAGCACGACAGGAGAUAGUGGUAUUGAAUCUCCACGAACACGGAUAAGUCUUGCUUCCAAUAACUCUCUCAUCCUCGAGCAACUGAAGAGAAGAACUUACCUACAGACCAUGGAAAUAAACAGCAAUUCUAAAAAUGAUGGCUUGUUGACUGCAAGUUCCUUAAUGCAGCUAACACCUGCUGUGAAUGUGUAGGGUCCUAUAGUUAGAACUUCAGAAUUAAGACUGUUCAGCUGGCAUUCUCUUCUUCUUAAUGCAGGCCCCUUCUAUAUCUAUUUAUACUUACAGAGUAUGAUAGGGUGCUGAUACAUCCAUUAAAUAUUCCACAGAUGGACUACCUAAAAGUGACUUGAAAUGGUCAAAUUGUUGCAUUUUAAUGACUGUUCUUUUCGACAUCAACAAGUGCCUGGAUUUCACUAGCAAGAGUAUAUUUAUGAAAAAACUAAGAUCUAGUAGAGAUGAUUGUUCUGGUAAGGGAGACAAGUUUCCUUAACCGACAGUGUACAAAAAGUCAAUCCAAUUCCAUUUUGACACCCCAUAACGAAAAAUAUGUAAUCCCUCAGUAAAGUUCGCUUUUGUAAAAAUACCUUGGUAAUUAUAUUCUAGUAUAGUUUUAAUUUCUAUGUAGUACUUGUAUACACUUUUUUUUUUUUUUCCAGGUAUCUUAAUCUUCACUGCCAGUAGUUUGGAACCUCAAAAGUUUUUGUACUAAGUACUUCAAUAAUCAGAAGUUA